Centruroides sculpturatus (bark scorpion) is the source of this 1434-nucleotide messenger RNA. RefSeq names its product solute carrier family 22 member 4-like. The coding region runs from base 1 to 1434 and encodes 477 amino acids. The record is from RefSeq and is a predicted model, not a curated record. The transcript is spliced from 9 exons. Lineage: Eukaryota; Metazoa; Arthropoda; Arachnida; Scorpiones; Buthidae. Gene Ontology annotation, biological process: transmembrane transport. Gene Ontology annotation, molecular function: transmembrane transporter activity. Gene Ontology annotation, cellular component: membrane.
AUGACUACAGAAGAAUGGAAAAAUUUCAGCAUUCCUUUAGAAAGAAUUGGCAGUAAACAAGUGUAUAGUAAAUGUGAAAUGUAUAGUUUAUCAUCUGGAAAGAAUAGAACCCGAAUUCCAUGCACGUCGUGGGAAUACGAUCAUUCCUUUUAUGCAUCCACUAUAACUGAGAAAAAUCACUUUCUAGUUGAUGUUAUUCUGCCUUCUGGUAUUAUAACAGUGUUACAGAAGCUACUUCACGAAGCAAAUUCAACAAUAAUUCAAAAUAUUAUGAAUGACAUAACAGAUGAAGAGUAUAAUGUAAUAUUCAUGGCGCCGAACAUUGAUUAUUGGUGUGCGAAGCCAUCAAAAUUUUCGAAUAUGACUACAGAAGAAUGGAAAAAUUUCAGCAUUCCUUUAGAAAGAAUUGGCAGUAAACAAGUGUAUAGUAAAUGUGAAAUGUAUAGUUUAUCAUCUGGAAAGAAUAGAACCCGAAUUCCAUGCACGUCGUGGGAAUACGAUCAUUCCUUUUAUGCAUCCACUAUAACUGAGAAAUGGAAUCUAGUGUGUGACAGAGCAUGGUUAGCAUCUUUUGUGCAAUUCAUGUAUUUCAUAGGAUUUUUAAUCUCUGUUUUCAUUGGAGGUCAAUUAUCUGAUAAAUUUGGCAGGAAACCUAUGUUCUACUUGAGUUCAGCAUGGACAUUCACAUUCAGUAUGAUAAGUAUAUUUACUUCGUCUUUCUGGAUGUUUCUUGCAUGUCGAUUUUUACUUGCAUUUGGUAGGGCAAAUUCAGCACUAAUUAUGUAUGUACACGCAACAGAAAUUGUUAGAAAAGAACACAGAAUCGCUGUAGGAUUAACACUUAAAGCAGGAAUGGUAUUAGGACAACUUGCUCUUCCUGGAUUUGUUUGGAUUUUCAGAGAUUGGUUUUAUAUAGAAAUAAUAUAUGUUUUACCAUUCAUAAUCUGUCUGCCAUUAUGGUGGGUCACUUCGGAAUCUCCAAGAUGGCUUAUUACCCAAGGAAAAAUAUAUGAAGCCGAGAAAGUAAUGAGGAAGGCAAUAAAAAUGAGUAAACUCCAAAUUGAAAAUUUCACUCAAAAAUUCAAAGUUAUAACUGAAAACAUUGCAAAGGAAAGUGAAGGAAAAAACAAGCAAGUGACAUUUCUGGAUAUAAUGAAAAAUUCUAAAUUACGAAAAUUCAGUUUAAUUUUGUACCUGAUUGGUAUAUCAACUAUUCUUUCAUUUUAUGGAUUAACAUUCUCAGUUGAUGAUAUUGGAAUAGACGUAUUAUUAUUCUUCUCCCUUGCUGCUGUAGUAGAAAUACCAUCUUCUGUCAUUUACUUUUACCUUCAAAAAUUCAGCGGAAGGCGAUAUACACUGACCGUUUCUAUGGCAGGAAGUGGUCUGAUGCAUCUUUUAGCAAUUGCAUUCCAAUCAGGUAUUUUUACAGCUUAA